AGUGUGUGUGGGGUCAUUUGUUGCAGUUGUCCAGGGUACUCUACAGACAAGUCUCUACAUGUAGAUCCUGUGAAGGCUGCUGCAGAGAAGGCCUUGCAGGACGUUGCUGUCAAUAAUCCAGAAUUGAAAUUGCUUCAUGAUCCAUCAAAAAUUCUCCCUGACGCCAGUGAUAGUAUGAUCGAGGGUGUACAUUUUUAUCAGAAUUUGAAUCCUGCUGUGGUUUUGAAUCCUGAUAUGGUUUUGAAUCCUGGUGUGGUUAUGGCCGGUAUGCGCAGGAUGCACGAGGCAUCACUGGCACUGCCAGUGCAUGUUAAUCAAGUAGAACCCAUUCGUUCGAUGCGCCUACAAGAGGUGCAUAGACGUACAGUCAACUCACCUAGACAGUUUCAAGUGAGGCCGGUCCAAUGGUUCAAUCACAUUGUUCAGCUCAAUCCCAGUGAUCGGGACAGGGCUGAAUUUGUACAUCUCUUUGCAAAUCCACAACCUAGAGUUCCUGAAGACAUUCCUGAACCAAAUGUUGGCAAUCCGCCAAACCAAUAGCUGUGGUCCAGAUAUCGAAGAUUCCUGGAACCAUCACGGAUUCUUAUUAUUUCCUAUUUUCAUUCCAAUUAAUUAUUGAUA
Homalodisca vitripennis (glassy-winged sharpshooter) is the source of this 621-nucleotide messenger RNA. RefSeq lists its product as uncharacterized. The transcript is spliced from 4 exons. NCBI's taxonomy places the organism in Eukaryota, Metazoa, Arthropoda, Insecta, Hemiptera, Cicadellidae. The record is from RefSeq and is a predicted model, not a curated record. The coding region runs from base 175 to 540 and encodes 121 amino acids.